Messenger RNA from Paramuricea clavata, 3624 nucleotides. The record is from the annotation of a GenBank genome assembly. NCBI's taxonomy places the organism in Eukaryota, Metazoa, Cnidaria, Anthozoa, Malacalcyonacea, Plexauridae.
AGAAGAGAAAGAAUAUAGGCGUGCAUAUUCGCAAGCUCUCCAAGAAGGUAAAGCAAAAAAUAAUCGAAUUCCGAUUAUGCUGGUCGGGCAAGACCGAGGCGGAAAGACGUCGCUGAUGAGACGUCUUUUGGGAUUGCCAUUCAACAAAGAUCAACCCAGUACCACUGGUAUUGACGUUAAUGUUAUCGAGCUAUCAGAACAAAAUGCGGAAGAUCCCUGGGAAAAAAGAGAAGUGAAGAAGUUUAUGACCAGUGAAAGUGAGGCAAAGACUGUGUUAUACAAAAAAGCUGCCGAGUACCUUGAUAGAGGAGUUCAUAUUAUUUUAGAAGACAUUGAUAGUGACUUUGACAUUGAUAGUGGAGUUAAGGGGUAUUUUGAAGGGGAUGCGCCAGAACCAGUGAAGCCAGCGAAGAGAAGAAAAUUAUUAAGAAAAGAAAUCACCGAAAUCAAAUCGCAGAGAUCCACUGAACACGACCAGAAAGAAGUUCUUCGGAUAUUUGUAAGUGACUUUGCUGGACAGUCAAUCUAUUACGAUACCCAUGGCUGCUUUGUGAAACCGCAUUGCCCUUACGUUUUGGUUCACAACCUUUCUCUGGAGUUUGAUAAACCCGCCGUUCCCAGGUUUAAAGCAAGUGACGAAGAGGAAGAGAUAGAAUUGAAGAAUCCUCAUCUUAAUACCAAUUUAGAUCAUUUUACAUCAUGGUUGAAGUUUCUGCAAGGUUUAGGAGAAUGCCAAGAUCAAAAGUUUUCUGAUAAAUCUGGUCACUGUACCACUGCAAAAGGUGAGAACUUUAAACUGCCACCAGUUUUAAUAGCCUUAACUCACAGUGAUGAGGUGAAAGGCAACCAUGGAAAAAUAAAUUGCGUACGAGAGAGAAUCAGGAAGGUCCUGUCUGGAGAAAAAUAUGAGAUUGUCGACCCAAAGUUUUUCCUGAUCGACAAUACAUUGGAAAACGACGGCGGAGACGACGUGCGAAAGCCUCGUAGGAAGCUUUUUGACCUCUCGAAUGCCGUCCUUAACCAGGAGAUUUUAAUGCCUGUGAAGUGGCUAAAUUUUGAAGUUGCUCUAAGCCAGAAGCUAUCACCAGAUUGCAAGUAUAUCCCAUUUGACGAAGCUAAGCGAGUAGCGCAGGCCUGUGGCGUUGGGGAGUUUGAUCAAGCUAUUACAUUUCUACACCGCCAAGGUGUGGUCGUACACCACAGUGGAUCCAGUAAGGUUGUAUUGGAUCCUCACUGGCUAAUGAAUCGCUUUACGAAAGUGAUCUCCAUGCCUGGCAAAUUGGAUGCCUUGUCCAGGCACGCUCUUGAUGUGUUCAAGCAGAAAGGCAUUUUGUUUCGAGAAUAUCUUGAGACGCUGCAAGACGCAGAACUUUUAAACGAGCUUAUGCAAAAGUUUAAUUUGAUUUGUUCUUGUCAGCACGAUGGAGAGGCAGCUUUUUAUGUCCCUUCAGUUGCCCCAACUAUGAAACCAGGAAAAGAGUUGGAAGCUAGCAAAAAGCAGAUAAAUGUUCCAUCGCUGUUUGUGACGUUUCCUCGCCAACUUGUGCCGAUAAGCUUGUUCACGAAGCUUCAAGUUAAGUUAAUUUCUGAGUGGAAAAAGCUCUUUCCCAAACAACAAGUUACGCCUUCCUUCUACAGCAACUACUCCUUGCUUCCUCUUAUGAUAGACGGCUGCGUGUAUGACGUUUGUUUAAUCGACCUUCACGAAUUCAUUAAAGUUGCCGUUUUUCCAAAACAGGAUGGCGACCAUUUCAAGUUUGCCAGUCAUCUCCUAGCCACCUUGAAAAAGUGCUUGGACGACCUUAAAUCUCCAGACCAACUAUUAUUCAGCAUGACCAGCUAUGACUUUGAAGUGGAAUGUACCUGCUGCUUUGGUAAAGAAGAAACAAAAUGUUCUCGUCAUCAUGAGAUCCAGUGUCAUUCAGACCGUUGUGGGCACCGCCACUUCUUGAAGCUUAGUGACCUUCAGCGAUUGUAUAACAAUCAAUCUUUUGUAUAUGUUUGCCAGUCGAACAAACACUCGUCCGAGACGUUUGACGUAAAGAGUGUAAAAAUUUGGCUCGAUACUGGUGAGUGGCUAAUGCUAAAGGGGUUUCCACUUUGCCAGUUUUGAAAUGUUUAUUUGACAUUUUUUAAUCAUUUAAGCUGGAGUAAUACGAGCAACAAAAUUGCUGCAACUUGGAACAAAAUCUGAUUUCAACGCAUGUUAAGUAUAAAUGUUGACACAUGUUGCCUCGUGAUUUGUAAUUUAUGUGUAAACAUUUUCAAUUAACACGCGUAGAAAUCAGAUUUUGUUGCAAGUUGCAGCAAUUUUGUUGCCCGUUGAUAUGGCGAUUUCUCUCAUUCCGCUGAUAUGGCGAUUUCUUUGACGACUGCAAUAUAUUUCUGAAUCGUUUGUGUGAAUUGCUCCUUAUUAUUAAAAUAUCCAAAAUUAGAACAAAGCCGAACAGAAUUUUGAAGCUGACGUCUUUAGCUAUGUCCUGUGAAAAUUUGAGAAAAAUUCGUUAAAACCCGCAGGAGCACAACUCGUUAAAAAAUCAGUUAUUGCCGUAAAAUUGUUCGCGAGAAAAUUGAAUUUGAAUAUUACAUUUUCAAUGUUUUUCUUAUUGCAAGCGAAAUGUAUUUUAUUAAAUUAAAUAAAUCUGCGAGUUUUCAACAUUUUUCGUCCAAACUUGGUCAGAUAGUAUAGAACUAGUCUAAUGCUUUCAUGGAAACCAAUAAAAAAAUUUUAGGCAAAAUUAACACUCAAAGGUGUUCUGUAAGCUUAAUAUGGCAUUGCUUCUGUAUAGUUUUCCUUGGUUGUGUGCGCUGGUUGGUCGAAACAAAAAGAUCCCUCGUCCACAUUUGUACCUCACAGUUAAAAGAGGAGUGAAGAUAUCGUUUGUACGACGUGAACUUGAAGAGAAAUUCAAGUGUGACGACGCUAAGGAACACUUUGAACUCUUUCGAGAACCUGAAAGAAAACCAAAAAUUAAAUAUUUGGGUCUACUUUUAAGUAAAUUGAGAUGUAAAUCAUCUUCUGUCUCACCAGCACCUGGUGGUGUUGUAUUAGCUUGCAGUAACCCCAGUUAUACCAAUCAAAACCCUUUACGAGUACCUGAAGAAAACGAGAAAGUUGAUGUACCUCAGGUCCAGGGAACUGGGACUUUAACCAUGUUUUGCGCCCUCAAUGGACAACAUUAUGCACUCAUCUGCUUUCAUGUUGGUUGUGCAACUGAUGAAAGCUGUUUAAACGCCGCAUUCAAUAAAGUAGAAGAUGUUCAGAUGAUGCGCAAUUCACUUCCAGCUUAUGAAAGUUAUGCAAAGAAACAGCAAUAUUAUUUUACACAAGGCAAUACAGAGAACGACAAUAAGCCCAUCUUAUUUGGAGACGAUGGAACAGACUGCACGCGUCUUGGUGGUUUUGACAAUUAUCAUUUUGACAACGAAUGCAUUUUGUCUCUAAAAGUUUUGCAUGGCGUUAAAAUUGAUUGCAAAAUAGCGGAUGCAGCUUCUCCUGAUUGGGAUAGUAUAUGGGAUGAAUUGUAUGAGAGUGAUAGUGAUAGUAAUCCAGUGAAAGUGGAGAAAACCGGUUUUUCAUCGGCGUUAACCCGUGGCUAUAUUGUUCCUUGUGAUUUUAGUUAA